Molecule: messenger RNA, 3116 nt
Organism: Morus notabilis
Lineage: Eukaryota; Viridiplantae; Streptophyta; Magnoliopsida; Rosales; Moraceae
Product: probable LRR receptor-like serine/threonine-protein kinase At3g47570
Exons: 2
Coding region: 1-3102 (1033 amino acids)
Biological process (GO): protein phosphorylation
Cellular component (GO): plasma membrane
Molecular function (GO): ATP binding; protein binding; protein kinase activity
Source: RefSeq, a predicted model, not a curated record
AUGGGUUAUGAUGAUCAGCUGUGUGUAAAGAAAAGUAUAUUGUGUUUAUACUCUCUCUUACUUGUUGCACCAUGUAUUUCUACGUUUGUUUGUGAGAAUUACAAUGACUGCAAGGCACUUCUCAAGUUCAAGAAAGGCAUAACAAGUGAUCCAAAUGGCCAUCUGCAAGCAUGGAAUGAGGCAAAUCCCUUCUGCAACUGGACCGGUGUCACAUGCCACGAGCACGUCGAAAACCGGGUUGUUGUUCUCGAACUCUCAGACAUGGGAUUGCAAGGAAGCUUAUCACCAUUUCUGUUCAAUCUUUCUCUUCUCGCCAAACUUUUACUGCAUACCAACAGAUUCCACGGAGAAAUCCCGACUUCUUUUGGAGAACUUUCGAAACUAGUACAUCUCAAUCUGAGUGAAAAUCAGCUUCAAGGUAAAAUCCCCUCUUCGCUGCACCGUUGUCGAAGCUUAAAAUUCAUGGACUUGACUGACAACAAUCUCUCUGGUAUUCCUGAGGAAAUUGGGCUGAUGAAGAGCUUGACAUACUUAUCUCUCACCGGCAACGUCUUCACAGGUUCCUUACCCUCAUUUCUGUCAAACUUGACAGAAUUGACAAGACUAGAACUGUCUUACAAUUACUUCACAGGGGAAAUCCCGCCAGAGCUCGGCGAACUGAAAAAGUUAGAGAUUAUGUAUCUCCAUGUGAACAAUUUGGAGGGGUCCAUACCUUCCGCGCUAAGUAACUGCACUGCUUUACGUGAGAUUUCACUCAUCGGUAACCAGUUAAGUGGAGAAAUCCCACCAGAGCUUGGUUCCAAACUGCGGAAUUUACAGAAGAUGUACCUUCAAAUGAACAAGAUUUCUGGGAAAAUUCCUGUAACCCUCUCCAAUCUUUCUCAACUGAUAUUACUUGAUUUAAGCAUGAACAAACUGGAAGGUGAAGUACCGAAAGAAUUAGGAAUGCUAGAAAACCUUGAGAUUCUUUACCUUCAUUCCAAUGACCUGAUAAGUGGAUCUGAUCAUUCUUCUUUAAGUUUCUUAACAUCUCUAACAAACUGUUCACAUCUGAAGAAGCUGCACCUGGCUUCGUGUUUGUUUGUCGGAAAGUUGCCGGAUUCUGUUGGUGAUCUUUCAAAAGAGCUUUAUUACUUGAACAUAAGGGAUAACAGCAUUUCAGGAAAGAUACCAGAGAGUAUUGGAAACUUGAGCAGCCUCGUUGACAUCGACUUGUGGUACAACUUUUUCAAUGAGACCCUUCCUGCAGCCCUUGGCAAGCUAGAAAAAUUGCAAAGGCUAAGCUUGGGGAAAAACAGAUUACAUGGCCAGAUUCCAGAUGACAUAGGGAAGAUGGCGAAUCUUGGAUUACUUGAUCUCAAUACAAAUUUGAUUAGGGGGUCGAUCCCACCUUCUCUGUGUACUCUCCCACAGUUGAGGUACCUCUACUUGUCUCAUAACAGACUAUCUGGAAAGUUUCCCAUUGAGCUCACACAGUGUUCUCUUCUGAUGUUGCUUGAUUUGUCUUACAACCGCUUGCGGGGUUCUAUUCCACCGCAGAUUGGAUCUUUUCCAAACUUAGCUUUCUCACUUAACCUGUCAAAUAACGGUUUCAUAGGAAGCAUACCAGAAACAAUUGGAAAGCUAGUAUCUCUGGAGUCCAUUGACUUGUCCAAGAAUAACUUCUCCGGUGUCAUACCGAGUGCGAUUGAAGGCUGCAUUUCUUUGAUAUAUCUCAACUUCUCCAACAACGUGCUUCAAGGGCCUAUUCCAGAGUCAUUGAAACUAAUCACAGAUCUUGAAGUUCUUGACUUGACUCGCAAUCAAUUAAACGGCACUAUUCCAGCUUGGAUUGGAGACAAAAACACGAUCAAGACUCUUAAUCUAUCGUACAACAGAUUAUCAGGAGAAGUUCCCAAAACUCAAAAUUUUAGUUUUUUCAAUAGAAGCUCAUUCUUAGGUAAUCUGGGGUUGUGUGGAGGUUCUUCAACAAUGGGCCUUCCUCCAUGUGAAAUUCAGCACCAAAAACAUAAGAAAAAGAAGAAGGUAUUCUAUGUGAUCCUAGCAGUAAUACCAAGCUGUGUUUUACUUUUGUUGGUUGCUUUCAUUAUUUGGUACUUUUUCUUGAGAGAAAAGUAUAAGAAGCAAGGUGUAAUACCAACAGCAUUUCCAACCAUUCAUGGGAGAAGAAUUUACACCCAAAGAGAACUUGAGAUUGCUACAGCUGGGUUCAAUGAGGUUAAUCUUCUUGGUAGAGGGGGCUUCGGGUCGGUCUACAAGGCGACCAUGGAUGAUGGAAGAACUACUGUUGCAGUUAAGGUUCUUCAUGAAGAAUCUGGUGGGAAUUACAAAAACCUGAAGAGGGAGUUCAAAAUUCUGUCCCAGAUUAAGCACAGAAAUCUGGUUGGAAUGUUGGGAUCGACAUGGAAUCCGCACUUCAAGGCUCUUGUUCUCGAGUUCAUACCAAACGGCAAUUUGGACCAACAUCUGUAUCCCGGUGAAUCUGAGGAAGAAGAAACUAGUGAGUUAACAAUGAAGGAGAGAUUGUCAAUAGCUAUAGAUGCUGCCAAUGGAUUGCAGUAUCUUCAAGAGGGUUGUCCAACUCAAGUUGUGUAUUGUGAUCUGAAACCGCAAAAUGUGCUUCUUGACAAUGAUAUGGUGGCUCAUAUAGCUGAUUUUGGGAUUGGGAAGCUACUGCUAGACAGAACAAGUGAACAGGCCAGCACAACAGAUUUUCUAAGAGGAUCAGUAGGUUAUAUUGCCCCAGAAUAUGGACAGGGGACUGAGGUGACAGCCAAAGGGGACAUGUACAGCUUUGGGGUGGUGCUGCUAGAGAUGAUAACGCGAAAAAGACCCACAAAUAGUAUGUUUUCGGAUGGGCUUGAUCUAAGGAAAUGGGUGGUUUCUCGCUAUCCAAACAACAUUUUGGAUGUCGUGGACAUUGCACUGAAACGGCAGGCAAGCUUGGGAGGCUCAGUUGGUAGUCUAGAGAGGCUUGAGCAAUGCUGCAUUGGGUUGGUUCAUAUAGCGUUGGCCUGCACAGAAGAGAACCCACAACAAAGACCACUCAUGUCUUUGGUUUUGCCAAUGUUGUUGAACGUUUGGAAAGAAAUGGGAUUUUGAAGUUCUAACUUUCA